AUGAUUAAAUUAAAAAAUUAUCGACAAUUAUCCGAACAUUAUCAAUCGUUUCUCUAUCAACGUUUUAUUGAUACAUCUCAAAGUGAAAAAUUCGGCUAUCCUAAAGUGAUUGAUUCAAUUGAAAUUAGUAGUAAAACAGAGUCGAAUAUCAUACAAUUAUUAACAUUGAUUUUUAACAUUGCUGAACAGUUAUUAGCACCAGGUGGACAAGAUCAAACUGUAUUUCAACCGAGAUUUCCAGCGAAAUAUAUUUAUUUAGAAGAAGCUUUAGAGGAAUAUCGUCAAAAUCGAAAACAUCGAUUUUAA
Messenger RNA from Rotaria sp. Silwood2, 306 nucleotides. Lineage: Eukaryota; Metazoa; Rotifera; Eurotatoria; Philodinida; Philodinidae. The record is from the annotation of a GenBank genome assembly.